AUAGAGAUACGCUAACCUAUCUGUCAAACGAUAUUCCCAUCAAACAAACGAAAAUCGUGCAACCCACUUAGACAGUUUUAGGACGGAGAUAUCUAUGAAAACAGCCCUCAACUGCAAACCAAUGCAUUUGAUUCUACACAUGGACGGAAAUACUUAGAUAACCACAACUUUGUUUUCCCUCAUCAGUUCCCCCGUCACCAUCUCUCUCUUAUAUUUCUUGCAUUUGCAAACCCAAAAAUUUGUAUCACCCAAAUUUGUACAGCUAAUUGUUUGUUUGUUGACUUUUAUUUUAUUUGAGAUGGCGAACACCACCAUUGCUGCGGGUCCUACAUUUUCCUUGCAACACCGUGUUACUGAACGUCAUCACGUACUUGGCAGGGUUGGAAUUACUACUCAUAAUCUGUUCUUUACACCAGCAGCGCCUACUCUAAGGAGGAGAUUUUGUCCAUCUAUAGACGUAUUUCAGGUUGGGCAAUCGUCCUCUGAUGGAACCUUCAACAGCGUAAUGUGUUCCAGCACUGUUGAAGGCGCAGAUAAGCUUUCAACCGAUCAGUCUCGAGUAUCAAGGCUAGUUUACAGGGGCUGCAAGCUAAUAGGAUGUGGCUCUGCAUUACCAGCUCUAAAAGUAUCCAAUGAUGAUCUUGCAAAAGUUGUUGAUACUAACGAUGAAUGGAUAUCUGUUCGGACAGGAAUUCGUAACCGUAGAAUUCUUUCAGGCAAAGAAAAUUUAACCGAGCUGGCUGCAGAGGCUGCAAGGAAAGCUCUUGAGAUGGCAGAGGUUGGUCCUAAUGAUGUUGACCUAAUUUUGCUAUGCAGUUCAACUCCAGAGGACCUUUUUGGCAGUGCUCCGCAGAUCCAAAAAGCACUUGGCUGCAAAAGCAAUCCAUUGGCUUUUGAUAUUACAGCUGCUUGUAGCGGGUUCAUGUUGGGUUUGGUAUCUGCUGCUUGCUAUAUCAGAGGUGGUGGUUUUAAGAAUGUUCUUGUAAUAGGGGCUGAUGCUCUAUCUCGCUAUGUUGACUGGACAGAUAGAGGGACCUGUAUUCUCUUUGGUGAUGCUGCUGGUGCUGUAGUGGUGCAGGCCUGUGAUAUUGGAGAAGAUGGUUUAUUUGGUUUUGACUUGCAUAGUGAUGGUGAAGGUCAAAGGCACUUGAAUGCUUCAAUCAAAGAGAAUGAAACCGAUCAUGCAUUUGGUACAAAUGGCUCUGUUAUUGGUUUUCCACCAAAAGGUUCCUCUUACUCUUGCAUCCAGAUGAAUGGUAAAGAGGUCUUUAGAUUUGCCGCCCGUGUUGUGCCGCAAUCAAUUGAAGCAGCUUUAGAGAAUGCAGGUUUUCGUAGUUCCGAAAUUGAUUGGCUGCUUCUCCACCAGGCAAACCAAAGGAUUCUUGAUGCAGUAGCAACACGUUUGGAGGUGCCAUCAGAACGUGUCAUAUCAAAUUUAGCAAAUUAUGGCAAUACGAGUGCUGCAUCGAUACCCUUGGCACUGGAUGAAGCUGUUCGAAGUGGGAAAGUGCAGGCAGGCCAUGUCAUUGCUGCUGCUGGAUUUGGGGCUGGACUUACGUGGGGCUCUGCAAUACUCAGAUGGGGGUAAACACUUCUGUGGAGUUUGGGGCUGGUCUCGCAUCUGGAUUCUGCAGUAAUCGAAUAGGAAUGAAACCUCUCAACGUAUGAGUAGAGCUUAAACAUAGAUGGAAAGAAGAGAUGAUAAGGUCGCAUUUUCCUUUGUUUAGUCGUAGCUGAUUCUGUAGGCUUCAAUGGCAGAAUCUCCUCUUGGUCUCUCGUCGUCUCUGGUUAUCUUAUGUAUUAAUUUUUCCUAACGUCAAUAAAUUAUCAACAUUUUGCCCCAUUUUGAAGUUACUAUUAUUGAAGUACAUGUAUUCUGCA
Lycium ferocissimum is the source of this 1881-nucleotide messenger RNA. Its product is annotated as beta-ketoacyl-[acyl-carrier-protein] synthase III A, chloroplastic-like. Lineage: Eukaryota; Viridiplantae; Streptophyta; Magnoliopsida; Solanales; Solanaceae. Gene Ontology annotation, cellular component: chloroplast. The coding region runs from base 299 to 1588 and encodes 429 amino acids. Gene Ontology annotation, molecular function: 3-oxoacyl-[acyl-carrier-protein] synthase activity. Gene Ontology annotation, biological process: fatty acid biosynthetic process. The record is from RefSeq and is a predicted model, not a curated record. The transcript has 9 exons.